This is a messenger RNA of Trematosphaeria pertusa, 794 nucleotides long. RefSeq lists its product as uncharacterized. The transcript is spliced from 2 exons. The record is from RefSeq and is a predicted model, not a curated record. Lineage: Eukaryota; Fungi; Ascomycota; Dothideomycetes; Pleosporales; Trematosphaeriaceae. Bases 302 to 688 code for a protein of 128 amino acids.
CCAGUUCGUACAUAGUAUGUGGAGCGGCGUCUCCAGGCCCGCGAGCUGUGCGCUCCAAGAUAGGGAUCAAUUGUUCGCACGGAAAGAGUGAAGGGUGAGUUAUUGGUGUCGCUCGAAUGGUAGGUGUGGUAAUCUGAGAGUAGAUUCGUGACCGAGGUUCCCUGUCCCGCCGAUGGGCUGGUCGAAGGAAGCAAGAGAUAUUCGUAGAUCAAGAGUCUAAUCUCAAGUGGGAGGCGUAGUAGUGGUGAAGCCAGGACGUUGGGCUCCGCCAUGUUGCUUGAAGUGCCAAGGACACCAAUUGAUGGAUGGUUUCGACGAAGGAAUUCAGGAGCAAUUAACUCGUCGAGAGGCUAAAACACCAGAGGACACGUUCAGGCGCACACCAACUCCCACGCCUCGCCGUCCAGCUGAGCCCUCAACUCCGCUCUCUAUUGCUCAACUCCUCCCUCUAUCGCUCAGCUCAGCACCUGAGGCUUCAGCCCGCCCAAAACGUGUCGCCAAUCACUCUUGCUCUCAACCGAAGAAAAGCAAAGCCGUCCUGAAGGCCCAAGAAAUUUCCCCGCACGAAAUCAAGUCGACAAAGAGAAGUGCGCGCCAUCGCGCCUUUAAAUCAUCCACUCCUACCAUACUGGCCAGGGAUGUUCUGGCUGAGGCCAUCAUGGUGCUGAUAAGCUCAUCAACUGUUUAGGACGUCGCUGCACCAUGCAUGCCGUGUCGCGCUAGGCCUGGAAUAGUUUAGAGGUGAUGCAUCGCAGUCUGGCGUGCAGUAGCCCGUCUUUCGGUGGAUCUGCCGC